Molecule: messenger RNA, 1639 nt
Organism: Gamsiella multidivaricata
Lineage: Eukaryota; Fungi; Mortierellomycota; Mortierellomycetes; Mortierellales; Mortierellaceae
Product: RmlC-like cupin domain-containing protein
Exons: 1
Coding region: 477-1514 (345 amino acids)
Biological process (GO): monocyte differentiation
Cellular component (GO): nucleus
Molecular function (GO): quercetin 2,3-dioxygenase activity
Source: RefSeq, a predicted model, not a curated record
CUGGAGUCCAAAAUCUAGGAUUACAAUUUCGGUAUCCAAAGCAGCUUGCACACCGGUAGCCACACCCAUAUUUUAAAAUCCAAUCUUAGCAAUCCUGGUUCAAUUGCACGUAAGAGGUCUCGGUCCUGAAGCGAAACAUGAGUGGGCAAACAAUUGGCUGGUCGCCAUCAUUCUGUAGGAAGCAGGUCUUCUGUGUAUUAAUAAUUCACAUUGAUACAUCCGAGUGAGCUUCUAGCAUGAUCGUUCCUAUACACGCUCGCCAUUUGUUGGAGUAGUAAGCGUCCAUGGUCGGUGUCAAUGCACCAAAAAUGGUGAGCAAUCUUGAAGCGACUCCUUGUGCGCCACUGCCGGGUGGCUUACUGGAGCAUGAAUAAGCGUGGGGGGUAUUUGUGAGCCAGCCCAUGCACCAAAACAUAUAAAGCCGAAUUGAUGUCUCACCAAAGGGGUCUCGCUUCUCAUAAAAAACCCCCAAGAUCAUGAUCUCUAUCUUUCGCGCACUUCUUGCCUACAUAGUUCUCCAUUCACUCGUCCUCGCCUAUCAAAAGUACUUCGACACCAACAUAUUCUCUUUAACAUCCAACCUUACCUCUUUCUCCCUCUCUUCCUUCACUAAAACCAAAACUAUCGCAACCAUGUCUGCCCCCAAAGUCUCAAGGUCGAUCACAAAGUCCGUCCUCUCUGCCGCACAGGCCGAAGGUCGCGGUGCCCGUGUCCGUCGCUCGAUCGGCCGUCCCGAACUCCGCAACCAUGACCCCUUCCUCAUGCUCGAUGAGUUCGACGUCGACAAGAACGGCGGUUUCCCCGAUCACCCCCACCGCGGCUUCGAGACCGUCACCUACAUGCUCGAGGGCCAAUUCCAACACGAGGAUUUUGCAGGACACAAGGGAACCAUCGGGCCCGGCGACUUGCAGUGGAUGACCGCUGGUCGUGGUAUCGUUCAUUCAGAGAUGCCAAUCAAGUCCCAGACCCGCGCCCACGGUCUUCAGCUCUGGAUCAACCUGCCCAAGGAACACAAGAUGUGCGAACCCCAGUACCAGGAGCUGCUCGAUAAGGAGAUUCCCCGUGCCACGCCUGAGGACGGUGUGGUGAUCAAAGUCAUUGCGGGCGAGUCCCAUGGUGUGAAGAGCAAGGUCUACACUCGCACGCCGACCAUGUAUCUGGACUUCAAGAUGGACAAGAACAAGACGGUCGAGCAGUCGAUCCCUGCCAGCUACACUGGAUUCAUCUACAUGCUCAAGGGCACGACACUCAUUGGCGACAAGGAGUUCGAGGGCAAGGCGCAUCACACACUGACGUUCUCGGAAGAUGGCGCAGAGACGGUUAAGAUCUCGACCAAGGAUGAGGAGGCCCACUUUGUGUUGAUUGCAGGCGAGCCCUUGAAGGAGCCGAUUGUUCAGCAUGGUCCGUUUGUGAUGAACUCGCAGGAAGAGAUCUACGACACGUUUGUGGAUUAUCAGUCUGGACAGAACGGGUUCGAGCGUGCCAGGAACUGGAAGUCUAGCAUUGCUGCAUGAAUCUAGUCCAUCGCGGGGACAAGAAUAAGAAACGCGAUUCUGUAUAAAUAAUUAUCCUAUUGCUUUAGUCGCUCACUCUAAUAAUAAUAACAAAAAGGCAAAUACGAAUACGAAUACGAAUACAA